Molecule: messenger RNA, 2930 nt
Organism: Paramuricea clavata
Lineage: Eukaryota; Metazoa; Cnidaria; Anthozoa; Malacalcyonacea; Plexauridae
Source: the annotation of a GenBank genome assembly
AUGUCGUUAUCAAAAAGGUGUAUUGUAGAGAAUUAUACUUGGAUUGGUGAAGACGAACCUGUCCACUUUUUUACAAAUAUAGUCGAGGAAAAGGAAGAAGAUUUUGGAGAAGAUUCCACUGAAGAAGAUAAUGAUACUUUCCUGGAAGAAACAUUUCUUGACGAUGAAUACUGCAUUAGAGAAGAAGUACAUGAAAAAUUUAAAAGGUGCAUGUACAUUCUAUAAAUAGUAUUGAUUGUACGGAAUUUGUGUCAAACAUAACUUUAAAAAGUCUUUAGGUGGAAAUGAAAUUAAAAAGGGUGGAAUUGUAGUUAAACUCUUUUAAAGCACGGCCAUUAAUCUUAGUACGUGCACGUACUAAAUAGAUUUCCAUGGUUGCACGGCGCAUAUGGGAUUGCUGGCCCUAACGAAAAAUUUCCACGUUCUCAUUUCUAUGUAACUGUGGAAAAAGGGAAGAAGGAAUCUGAAAUUUUGAAUGAUAUUAAAGCUGCAUUUGAUUGUGAACCAAGUGACUACUUUGAACUUCUUCCUGAACCCGAGAAACCCAUGAAGUUUAAGUUUCUAUUGAAGCCGACACCUGGGGGAGGUAUCGCAGUUAAAGAAGAUGGACCAAAUCCUUUACAACCAUUAAAUGAUAUUGAGGACGAAGAAUCAAGCACCUGUCGGGCAUCAGGAACAUUAACCAUGUUCUGCUGUAAGAAUGAUAAACACUACGCACUUACCUGUUUUCAUGUGGGUGUUAUCACUGAUAAACAACGGUUUGACCGAGCAUUCAAUCAGCAAGAUGUUUUGGACAUACGCAAAUCGCGAUCAAUUGAAUGGCAUAAAGAAUAUGCCAAGAAAAAAAUUACGUAUUGCUAUCGCGAAAAGGAAAUUGGCAAUACCGAUGAAAAUGAAAACGCUGUCAACUCUGCCAACCGUAGUGAUCUUGGUACGUUUUCCAAGGGUUCCUUUGACGAAGUAUCUGACAUUAUGUCUAUAGAAGUUGAUAAAGAUAUCAAAGUUGAUUGCACAGUGGCAGACAUAGAUUCUCCCGUCUGGGCGAGAAUAUGGCAGGAACUAAAUAAAAGAGUUAAUCGCAAACGAGGAAUAGUUCCUGUGAGAGUGCAGAAACUCGGUUAUUCGUCAAAUCUAACGGAUGGAUAUAUCGAUAAUAUUAAUUUUUCUUACAAUCAUGAAGGUGAACUUUUGUUCAGAGAUGCAAUCGCUGUGAAAAGUGAUUCAAGAAAAUUUUUGCAUGCUGGUGACUCUGGAGCUUUAAUAUGUUAUCUAGAUUCAAAAAACAAAAAACAAGCGUUCGCUUAUGGUGUCUGCGAAAUAGACAAAAAUGAUUCGGAUGAAGAAGUUGUAGUUUUUCGUGACGAAAAUGAGCCACCAUCGAAUGAAACCGACAAAUCAUUGUUCAUUUGUUUGAGAUUAAAUACAGCUAUGAGGAAUUUGGAACUUUCACGUGAGACGGGAUGUUUCAACGAAUGUGGCAGCAGUCAAGAAGGUAGGUACAGGCAUUCACAAAAUCAAAGAAUUUUUUUAUUGACUUCUUGUAAGAAAUUGAAAACGAGUUCCGUGAGUUUAUGGUGUGAUAAUACUCGCUGGGAAUAUUGGUAGAAUACGAGAGAAGUAAAAAACGAGGCGUAAUCGAGUGUUUUACACAUUUCUUGAGUAUUCUUCCAACAUUCCCCGAGUGCAUUAUCAUACCAUAAACGCACGAGACGAGCUUUUCUAUUUCUUUUAUAAUAUAAAUAGAAGAUAUUAUUACAUAGUAAACAAUUUUACUCAAAAGAUCGACAUUGAAAUCCUUCUAACAUGUACUCACUGACGUCACGCGCAUACUUUUACUGUGGAUUGAAUUUUUAAGCAAGCAAAGGAGCAAAAAGAAUGCAAAAUUUUGAUGCUAUUGUUGCGGAGAAACUGUUUAAAAUGCUUGGGGAAACCUCGAGUGAUACACAGACUAAUUUGCUGUUUUUUCCAUUUCUUUCUGGGCUGCUGGAUUUGCCAUGAUCAUGAAAGACGUUAAAUCGUGGGUUUCAUCGUGUUACUCAGUUUUAAUUUUUGAAAUUAUGUUCGCCAAAUAUAUAUCUGGCAGUUUUUAUCAGAAGCAUUAAAGGCACUUUAUAAAUCACUUAUGUUCAAUGUUUUUGGUGUUCGUUUAUCCUUUUCAAGGAUUUUAUCGGCUAUUUUGCACAGAAAACUAGUCGAGACAAAAUUACAAAAACAAAUUCGACGAAUGCCAUGACCAUAUAUCCAAAUGGGGUGUUUGGGGUAUUCCAACGGGAUGUUUGGGGGUGCCCUAAUUGGGUGUUUGUGGAUGUUUCGGGGGUGUAUGGGGGUACGGGGUACCCCAAGGGGGUAUUUGGGACCAUUUCUGACUAUUACUAUAAAACUAUGUGAAUAUAACUAGAACAUAAUAACUACGACAUAGUCCUCCUCCUCUCCUUCUCUUUUCCUCCUCUUCUGCUCCUCCUCUUCUGCUCAUCCUCUUCUUCUUCUCCUCUCCGAAUUUUCCCUUCUUCUUCUCCCCUCCUCCACUUCCCCUCCUCUUCCUCGAUCCCUUCUGCUCCUUAUCCUCUUCUCCUUCUCCUUUUGUCUUUCUCCUCUUUCUUUCCUCUGCUCCUCAGCUCUUCUCUGCGUUGCUCUCCCCCUCUUCCUCACACCCCGUCCUCCAACCAUCCCAAUUCAGUACCCCAAAACACCCCAAUACCCCAAAUGUUUGGGGCACUACAACGGUAUUCGGGUGUUUUAAAAUACCCCAAUGGGAUGUUUGGGAUACGGAGCUAGCUGAAGAGGAGGAAAAGAAAGAGGUAGAGAGGAGGAGAAAAAGAAGAGGAGCAGAAGGGGUGGUGAAGGAGGUAGGAGGAGAAGUGGAGGAGGUGGCUUUGACGUCGACCAUGGUUAUGCACAAUCAUACAGUUAAAUGUCGGCUAACGAUUUAG